AUGGCGCGCCAACGUGCCGCCUCCAACGCCUCAACCAACAGCUCCAACCCCCCACGCGACCCGCAAGAGCUGGCAAGCAUGUACGAUUACCUCGCCAAAAUCAUCCUCAUCGGCCCCAGCGGCAGUGGAAAAUCCUGCCUCCUCCACCGCUUCACCCACUCCACAUUCCGCACCCUCUCCAGCCAAACAAUCGGCGUCGAGUUCGCCUCCAAGGUCGUGCGCGUCGGCUCCGGGUCACGACGCCGGCGCAUAAAGCUGCAGCUCUGGGACACAGCCGGCACGGAGCGGUUCCGGUCCGUCAGCCGGUCCUACUACCGCGGCGCCGCCGGCGCGGUGCUCGUGUACGACGUCUCGGACCCCGCGAGCUUCGGCGCGCUGCCGACGUUCCUGAGCGAUGCGCGGGCGCUCGCGAGUCCGCAGCUUACGGUUGUGCUGGCGGGGUGUAAGAGUGAUCUGGCCGAGGAGGGAGGGGGCGGGGGAGGGGGCGGGGGAGGGCAAGAGCAGCAAGAGACGUCUGCGCCGUCAUCGUGGGUCGACAGCACAUCGCCAGCGCCAUCGAGUCUCUCGAGCCGCUACUCCGCCCUCAGCUAUGGCACGCCCCCGCGCACCUCGGCCUCCAGCACGCCCACCACGGCCCGAAAGUUCACCGCCGGCCACGCCGCACCCGCGACAACCAUCCCGCCGGACUCCGACACCCCCCUCGUCUCGACCGCCCAAGCAACCGCCUGGGCCUCCACGCAGGCCCCGCCGCUCCCAUAUACCACCGAAGUCUCCGCCCUGUCCGGCGACGGCGUCGCAGCGCUCUUCCACAAACUCGCCACCAUCAUCCUGACGCGCAUCGAGCUGGGCGAAAUCGACCCGGACGAUCCACGCUGCGGGAUCCAGUACGGCGACGCGUAUGGCGAGGAUGCGUGGAGCGUCAAGAGCGGGCGGAGCGGGGGCGCGGGGGCGAGGAGGAGGAGGGGCGGGACGGGGGGAGGCGGAGGGGGAGGGUGGAUGGCGGGGGCGAGGGAGUGGGAGGAGGUGUUUAGGGUCUCGGGCAGGAGGAGAAGAGGGGGAUGUUGCUGA
Messenger RNA from Coniosporium apollinis CBS 100218, 1068 nucleotides. RefSeq lists its product as uncharacterized. NCBI's taxonomy places the organism in Eukaryota, Fungi, Ascomycota, Dothideomycetes. Gene Ontology annotation, cellular component: endosome. Gene Ontology annotation, molecular function: GTPase activity; GTP binding. The transcript has 2 exons. Gene Ontology annotation, biological process: regulation of endocytosis. Bases 1 to 1068 code for a protein of 355 amino acids. The record is from RefSeq and is a predicted model, not a curated record.